Darwinula stevensoni is the source of this 1434-nucleotide messenger RNA. The record is from the annotation of a GenBank genome assembly. Lineage: Eukaryota; Metazoa; Arthropoda; Ostracoda; Podocopida; Darwinulidae.
AUGGCUGCCAGUCCACCGAUGAAGGUUCGUGUGAAUUGCCAGUCUGAUCAACAUGGCAGUUACCUUCAUAUCUCCUGGGAUCCCCCAACACAAUCAAAUGGACUUAUGUUCCAGGCAGAAUACAAAGUGUUCGUCGAAGAAAAAUCAGUUUUUCUGAAUGAACUUGGUGCGUGGGAGGAGACCAAAGAUACAAAUGUCCUGUCUGCCUAUAACCGUUCAUCACUCACAAUUCAAGGCAUUCCAAAUUCUAAUUAUACCAUUCAGGUUUGUGUCAUGUCACGAGACGGGCAGUGUGGAACGAAGAGCCGACUCACACAGGUAUCUGAUUGUUACAUGGGGCCCAAUCUUCCCGAGCAACUUCCUCGCUUCACCUGGAGGAAGCUGAAAUCCUCUGAGAAGAACCAGAUAUUCAAAGUAUUGCUUGUCAGGGCAUCUGAGCGCUAUGGCCCCAUCUGCUGUUAUAGGGUGGUGAUUGUGCGAUAUGGAGAUCUGCAGGGAAGAGAGUUGCCAUAUCCACAGGAAAUAUCAGUUUCCACAUAUCGAGAGGCUCAUAACCACCGAGGACAGCACCUGACUGGAUAUAUUGCAGAAAUGAUUGAUAGCAAUCGUUUCCAAGAUGAGGUCAUAGUUGGGGAUGGAUCUCUAUCUGUACCACCACCUCAAUGUUCUGCAUGCUACUCACAAUCAUAUGCAAAUUUCGAUGAAGCGGGAUUUUCACGAAAUCGCCGCUACACACUCACUUCUUUCCCCAUUGUUGAAGAUGGUCCACUGGAGUCCAAUAGCACUUAUAGUGGGUUCAUAGAAGUCAUUGUGAAAACACUGACUGGAGAUGUAGUGAGAAAACCAAGUGGAUACUUCACCCUACUUGGAUCAAGUGAUCAAGAAUCAGCAGUCUUACAUGCUACUAUUCUAGAUAAAUCAAGCGUAUCAGAAAAUGAGAAAAAAACCGGCGGGAUAUCCAGAGAAUCAACGAUUUCGGCCGUCUCUGCUGCAGCGAUUUCGGUCGUGGCUCUGACAGUGGGCUCUAUUUCCUACUAUCGUUUCAGAAAGGAGAAAGCCAGAAACAUCGCAUUAUCCAAGGAAGAGACAGAGCGAUUCUUGAGAGGACAACCAGAGAGCUUGAAUCCAACGAUGGGACUCGGUCAACAAGCACAUCUACUGCCAUUCGACGAAAAUUGGAACUUUCCAUCUGCGAAACUGAAACUCGGUAAGGUCCCAGACCCCAAAUCUGGCGAAUUUGUUUUGAAGGAAGAUUACAUCGCAAUAGGAGAAGUCAUCGGCUGUGGGCAAUUCGGUUACGUGCUGAAGGCUGUGGCUGUUGGGAUCUGUCCUCCGGAGCCCGAAAGCAAGAAUGAAUUUUGGAUUAUUGAAGUCAUAGGCCUCAAGCCCUUACCCAUGAGGCCAGCAAACCAGAUUAAUUACAUCUCUAGUUAA